Messenger RNA from Daucus carota subsp. sativus, 1937 nucleotides. RefSeq names its product tubby-like F-box protein 8. The record is from RefSeq and is a predicted model, not a curated record. Gene Ontology annotation, molecular function: protein binding. The transcript is spliced from 5 exons. NCBI's taxonomy places the organism in Eukaryota, Viridiplantae, Streptophyta, Magnoliopsida, Apiales, Apiaceae. The coding region runs from base 420 to 1709 and encodes 429 amino acids.
GGUGUACAAAACAGAAAUUGCAAAAUAAGUAUACACGAGCCUUUCACUUCCUUUCCCCAAAAAAAAAUUUUACAACCCAAACCGGCCAAACACUGCCCUAAUUCGAGGAUAAUAAAAAACAGCAACUGUUUAUAUCGGCAACUUUCGUUAAAGCGUUGUUUGUCAGAGACUUUGGUGCGUGUAUACAUACAAUCUCUAUCUCCAUCUGUAUCGCAUAUACGACUGCACAGUGCCCCCAACUCACAAUCUCAAAAAGUCAACACCAUGUUAGUCGUUGGUUGCUUUCUAGCCAGGUUUUGAUGAUGUAGUGGCUUUAUUCACAUGUGAAGUGUAAUAAAAUUAUAGAAAUAGAGUGAAAGUAGUUGUGACUAGAGUUCUGAAAGUGAGUUUCAAUUGCCACCAGUUAGAUUUGGAGAUAAAUGUCAUUCCGCAGUAUAGUUCGUGAUGUGCGAGAUAGUAUCGGGAGCUUAUCCAGGCGAAGUUUUGAUGUAAGGGUUUCAUGUCAUCACAGAGGAAAAUCACAUGGUUCAUUUAAUGACCUCGAUGAUCACCCUGUCAUAGUACAGAACAGUCGCUGGGCUAAUCUUCCUCCUGAGCUACUUUAUGAUGUCAUUAAAAGGCUAGAGGAGAGUGAAAGUACAUGGCCAGGUCGAAAGCAUGUUGUUGCAUGCGCUGCUGUUUGCAAAUCAUGGAGGAGUAUGUGCAAGGAUAUUGUCAGAAACCCAGAGUUCUGUGGGAAGCUGACAUUUCCAGUUUCUCUGAAACAGCCAGGAUCUCGUGAUGGGGCUAUUCAGUGCUUUAUAAAGCGGGAUAAGUCUAAUUUGACUUACCACCUUUUUCUCUGUCUUAGCCCUGCUUUGCUAGUUGAAAAUGGAAAGUUUCUUCUGUCUGCAAAAAGAACGCGACGAACAACUUGCACAGAAUAUGUGAUCUCUAUGAAUGCAGAAAAUAUUUCAAGGUCCAGCAGCACCUACAUUGGAAAGCUAAGAUCGAAUUUCCUUGGCACAAAAUUUAUUAUAUAUGAUACCCAGCCUCCACACGCUGGUACCCAUGUUCCGCCACCAGGCAGAUCUAGCCGUAGAUUCUAUUCCAAAAAGGUCUCUCCUAAAGUCCCAACAGGCAGCUAUAACAUAGCUCACAUCACAUAUGAGCUUAAUGUCCUUGGCACCCGUGGUCCGAGAAGGAUGCACUGCAUUAUGCACUCAAUCCCCAUCUCAGCCCUUGAGGCAGGUGGCACCGUUCCUGGGCAGCCAGAGCUCCUACCUCGCUCUGUUGAUGACUCAUUCCGAAGCAUUUCCUUCUCAAAGUCUCUUGACCACUCAGUGGAGUUCAGCAGUUCACGCUUUUCUGAAAUUGGUGCUGCUGCUGUUGCUUGCAGUGAAGAUGAGGAAGGGAAAUCAAAACCCUUGAUUCUGAAAAACAAGGCACCGAGAUGGCAUGAACAGUUACAGUGCUGGUGCCUGAAUUUCCGAGGACGAGUUACAGUAGCCUCUGUUAAGAACUUUCAGUUGAUUGCAUCCACACAGCCAACUGUCACGGCUGCACCAACAACUUCCCAGCCAGCGCAACCUGAACAUGAUAAAGUCAUAUUGCAGUUUGGUAAGGUAGGAAAAGAUAUGUUUACUAUGGAUUAUCGCUACCCGUUGUCUGCUUUCCAGGCAUUCGCGAUCUGUUUAAGCAGUUUCGACACCAAAUUGGCUUGUGAAUAAAAGAUUGAAAAAGAAGAUUAUCUUCAACUCUAGAGCUAUAAAAGGAUUGCAUAAAGAGGAAUAGCAUGUCUUCUGUAUUGUUAAUUUCUGUUCAAGUCGUCUCCUUUAGACACCAGAGUAGGAGACUCUUGUUAGUGUCAUGUUUGUUGUAAACUCAACUGUAACAGUAGCCCUAUGCUCUGCUCUUUGGGUGCUUCGACCUUUCUAAUCUCAAUUUUAUCUGUCUCA